This is a messenger RNA of Ruditapes philippinarum (Manila clam), 1930 nucleotides long. RefSeq names its product doublesex- and mab-3-related transcription factor A2-like. Gene Ontology annotation, biological process: sex differentiation; regulation of transcription by RNA polymerase II. NCBI's taxonomy places the organism in Eukaryota, Metazoa, Mollusca, Bivalvia, Venerida, Veneridae. The record is from RefSeq and is a predicted model, not a curated record. The coding region runs from base 227 to 1396 and encodes 389 amino acids. Gene Ontology annotation, molecular function: protein binding; RNA polymerase II cis-regulatory region sequence-specific DNA binding; DNA-binding transcription factor activity, RNA polymerase II-specific. Gene Ontology annotation, cellular component: nucleus. The transcript is spliced from 2 exons.
AAGCAUAUAUUUUAUCAUUUCGUCCUGAUGCGUUAUCAAAGAAGUGUAGUUGUCAUAAUUUCUUGUUAAGUUAAGUGGCAAGAAAUUUAAACUUUGUUUCAUUUUAAGCAAUUUAUUGCAAAGUUCAAAUGCGUUGACGCUUAGAAGUUACAAACAUUGAUGAUAUAUAAGUUGUAAAUUGUUGUGUGAUUUGUGUGUUACAAUUUCUAGAAGACUUUGAAGCAUCAUGUCAUCUUCAUCUGAUGAGGAAAGAGGACAAAACGAGAACUCAUCAGAAGCAAGUGGUGGAGACGGAGUUUUCAUGAGGUCCGCUUCAGAUAGAUACCCCCGAACACCAAAAUGUGCCCGCUGCCGAAAUCAUGGAGUUGUAUCAGCUUUGAAAGGACAUAAACGCUACUGCCGUUGGCGAGACUGUAUGUGUGCCAAAUGCACAUUAAUUGCAGAGAGACAACGGGUGAUGGCAGCACAAGUUGCGUUAAGGAGACAGCAAGCACAGGAAGAGAAUGAAGCAAGGGACAUGGGCGUUCUGUAUGGACCCUCCGGACUUCUACAGAUUAAUCCAGAGUGUUCAGCUUUGUUCCCAGAUGCAUCAAAGGCCUUGGAUGCUACAAAACCCAGAAAUGACGCCGAUGUAACAACCGAGAAACCUACAGAAGAUAUGCCAGCUGCCAAGCGACAAAAACUUGAAAACCGAAGAGAGGAAAGCGGCAGGCUGUCGGCGUCUUCCGAAGAUUCUAGAUCGGUUUCGCCGUCGUAUUCAGACGACAAACGCUGCCAUGACAAUGCACGUGCGUCUCCUAUUCAACAUUCACCGUCUGCGUAUGAUGACAUUGCAACAUUUUAUGAACGGAAUGGUAGACUUUCUGAAAAUUGGGUUCUAAAUUUAGCACAAAAUUCUUCAAAGAAGCAACAGCACCCGAUAGACAUGUUAUGCCGAAUUUUCCCACACAAGAAAAGAAAUGUAUUAGAACUAAUUUUGCAAGGAUGUGGUGGUGACACAGUGCAAGCUAUAGAACAAAUUCUGACCACCCAGAGGGAAGAAGAAAAGAAUACAACAGGGCUGUUAUACCCGUCCAACCCUGCUUAUCCGUCUUUAUCAUCGCCGUUACAGAAUUCUGUUUUCAAAUCUGCAUUUUCUCCAAUUUCAACACUUAGUGCAGCAAACACUCUAAAUUCUAUGCGAUAUGCAUGGGGAGGGGCAGCUGGACGUGGUCUUGCAAUGACAAUGCCUUAUUCACAUUUAAUUCCGGGACUUUCAAUGGCACCUUCAUUCGGUUAUGGUGCAAUGGGACCAUCUGGAGAUAAACUUUCUCCCUACAGCAUGUACCCGUUUUGGACAGCCAAGCCCUUUGCUACCAAAGACGUGGAAAAAACAUCUGGUUGUGUAAGUGACUAAAAUGAAAACGAUUUAAAGUAUAAACAUAAAAUAACAGAGAAAGUAGUGUUCAUUUAAAAGAAAAUAGUUUAUAAACAAUUGUAAUGCAAUUUAAAAAGAAAACUGUCUUUGUACCGUCGUAAAUUGCUUUAUGAACAGUAAUACCUUUGCCAUUUAACAAUAAAAAACAUUGGUGACUGUAUAGAUAGAGUAAUGACCAGUUAUUUUUAUUUAGCAAUAAUUUUGAGGCUUUUAAUCUUAUUUUAUUGUUUAAUUAUGUAUAAAUAACAUUUUUAAACACUGACAUUUGAGAAAGAACGAUGAUUUUGGUCAUAUGCGAGAAUAUUUGUGUAUAAAUAAGAAGUUAUGAAUGGUGCCAGAUAUGAUGUUUUAAAUUGGUUAAAGAAUAUAUAUAUAUAUAUGUGUGUGUGUAUUGAAUGUGUGACUAUUUAAUUAUUUAAUUUGUUUGUUGAAUUAUUUUAUUUAAGUAUUACUGUAUGUAACACAGCAUUUACUAUUUUCACGAAUAAAAAACAGUAAUUUGUCUAAAGUUGA